GGCCGCUCAGGUCCAUUAUGUAAAUUCUUCAAUUCUGAUUGCAUGAAUUUAAUAGCGCACUAACAUGAUUGGUAGAUACACAUAUCCGUCGGGCUAUUUCGCUUAUCUCCACGGAAACGGGUAUCUCAACCGACAAUCAUAUACCCGGUAUCACCAAUCCUCUGACUGAUGACCAACUCUGAAGCCUUGCCUAUCAGCGCUGAAAUAUUCGUGCAUGACAGUUUCAUGCUGGUCUCAACUUCGGAACCAAUGUAGUUAACCUUUUCUGGAAUAGAUCGAUAUGACAAGUGAUAAUUACAGCCUUGAUACGUGGUUGAUAACGGAAAGGCUCCGCUUUAUACAGGAUACGGGUCCUGGAGUAUUGUAAACUCCGUGAUCUUUCUAGAGUAUCUUGUUCAAAGUUUGUAUAACAUUACAAACUUUGCCUUUUGUAAUACAAAGUUUGUCUCUGAUAUUCUACUACUGUCCUCAACGACACUGACUUUCGACGAGAAUUGUGAAAGCUUUUUUUUUUCUAACAAUGGAUUUUGAAAGCGGCUUCAAAAAGGAGGAUAUGAUGAUGAAGGAGUUUCAGCCUUCGUCGACAGGAGCAGAUGAGGAAAAAGAAGAUAUUCUAGUAGUUGGACAAGUAGAAGAGUUACGCAAAGACUUCUCUGUCUGGUCACUUGGCUCCUUAUGUCUCUGCUUGAUGACAACAUGGGAAGCAUUGUCCAGUGUUGUAGCAGCAGCAUUGGCAAAUGGCGGAGCUCCAUGUCUUUUGUACAACUAGUAAGUCAUAUCAGAUUCAUGAACCAGAGUAGAAUCACUGAUAAUCUCACAGCUGCAUUUCCUUGAUCGGAAGUUUGGCGAUAUCAUCAUCCUUAGCCGAGAUUGCGUGGCGGUAAGCAACACCUUCCACACGCGAAAUAUUGUUCAAAUCUGACGAAACGAACUAGGACAAUACCAUUUUGUCGCUGCUCUCGCUCCAAGAAACCAAAUGAAAAUUGCAUCCUGGUUCACGGGCUGAACCUCCAUCGGUGGACAAAUUGUCUUCACAGCAUCAGCCGCGUUUUCUGCAGGACUGCAAUUCUAAGGCCUUAUAACGCUCAAUAAUCCAGACAGCUAUGUGCCAACAAGAUGGCAGGGUAUGCUGUUCUACUGGUUGGUUCUUUUAUACUCUGCCACCGUGAAUAUAUGGGGAUCAAAGGUACUUCCACAUACGAAUCUAGCGUCUGGUAAUUGCCCACAGCCCACAACGAUUUAAUUCACCAGAACUGAUGAUUUUAGGUGUUCUACACAUCACCGGCCUCGUGGCAGUCAUGAUGGUACUAGGAGUUAUGGCACCCAAACAUAGUGCCCAUUUUGUCUUUGUCCAAGUUACGAAUACCAGUGGCUGGCAAGAUGGUGGGGCAUCAUGGCUCGUGGGUCUUUUGAGUGCUGUAUAUCCGCUUCCUGGGUAAGAUACAUUUUGACUCUCGCUGCGUUAUUGUGUACUAAUGAUACCACAAAGUUACGAUGCAGCCUGUCACUUAGCAGAAGAGAUGCCACGCCCUGCACGAAAUGUUCCAAUCGCCAUGGUCGGAAGUGUGGCUGUGAACGGGAUCUUGGGACUUGGAUAUUGCAUCUUGCUGCUGUGUUCUCUUGGGGACUUGGACGAAUGUAAGAAAUUUCUUCUCUCUCAUGUGACAUUCCAUUAAUGCUCCAACGAAACCAAGUUCGACGUUCAAACACCUUGAAUAAGAAAGAAUGUUGACAGUUACAACUCCAGUACUCGCAUCCCCUACUGGAUUUCCUUUCAUGCAGCUAUACCAAAACGUUACGAACAAUAAAGCCGGAGCAACGAUUUUAAUAUUAGCCGUCUGUUCUAUUGCCGUGGCGGCCAAUGCGGCUGGUUGUACAUCAACGUCACGAACGUACUGGACAUUCGCUCGCGAUUCGGCAAUUCCAUAUCCGAAGUACUUUGCACACAUAAGUCCAACAACACAAGUCCAACAACACAAGUACCUGUUCGCUCUAUUGUGGCCGUGACCAUGGUAGAAAUGCUGCUUGGUCUAAUAUACCUUGGAAACAGUACAGCAUUCAAUGCCAUCUUAUCGAUGUCCGUCCUUGGGAUGUAUGCUUCGUAUCUUGUUCUAAUUAUCUAUAUGAUAAUAUAUGGUAGAAAGAAUCUCAAAAGGAGUCAAUAUGGGCCUUUUAAAUUAGGUGGCACAUUUGGAAUUAGUAGUAAAUGUAGUAGGUGUUGUUUGGCUUUUCGUGGCGAUAGUGUUCUGCACUUUUCCCAGCGUGCAGCCUGUCACCUCACAAAACAUGAAUUAUAGCGUGGUUGUUAUGGGUGGAUGGCUGUUUUUCGGUGCGAUAUUUUACUUCGGCUUUGGGAG
Molecule: messenger RNA, 2357 nt
Organism: Sclerotinia trifoliorum
Lineage: Eukaryota; Fungi; Ascomycota; Leotiomycetes; Helotiales; Sclerotiniaceae
Source: the annotation of a GenBank genome assembly